Molecule: messenger RNA, 2835 nt
Organism: Sardina pilchardus (European sardine)
Lineage: Eukaryota; Metazoa; Chordata; Actinopteri; Clupeiformes; Clupeidae
Gene: naa15b
Product: N-alpha-acetyltransferase 15, NatA auxiliary subunit b
Exons: 20
Coding region: 226-2826 (866 amino acids)
Biological process (GO): N-terminal peptidyl-methionine acetylation
Cellular component (GO): NatA complex; cytoplasm
Molecular function (GO): protein binding
Source: RefSeq, a predicted model, not a curated record
UCACUAGCGCAACUUGACCCGGAGGAGAAGCUAAUCGGCCAUUUUGGGCUAAAGGGGGCUUUUCUGGCACCACGUGAGGGUGGAGAGCCCGAAAAGGGAGCAAUCGAGAGUGAGUGAAGAGUCGGAGAACAAGGGGGCGAAUCGGGAGACGCAUUUAAUCUCUCACAUUCAUUCACAUGUGCUGAGCCUUAGGAAAAUAGCGUUAUUAGCUAGCGACCUUGCACGAUGCCGACAAUUACUCUACCACCGAAAGAAAACGCUCUCUUCAAAAGGAUUUUGAGAUGCUACGAGCACAAGCAGUACAGAAAUGGGCUGAAAUUCUGCAAACAGAUCCUGUCCAAUCCCAAGUUUGCAGAGCAUGGAGAGACAUUGGCAAUGAAGGGGCUCACCCUCAACUGCCUGGGCAAGAAGGAGGAGGCAUACGAGUUAGUCAGAAGAGGCCUGCGCAAUGAUCUGAAGAGCCACGUCUGCUGGCACGUGUACGGCUUGCUGCAGCGCUCCGACAAGAAAUAUGACGAGGCAAUCAAAUGUUACAGAAAUGCACUGAAAUGGGACAAGGACAACCUGCAGAUCUUAAGAGACCUCUCCCUGCUACAGAUCCAAAUGAGGGACCUGGAGGGUUACAGGGAGACCCGGUACCAGCUUCUGCAGCUGAGGCCAGCCCAGAGGGCCUCGUGGAUCGGUUACGCCAUUGCAUAUCACCUCCUCGAGGACUACGAGAUGGCUGCCAAAAUUGUUGAAGAGUUCAGAAAAACACAACAGACUUCUCCAGACAAAGUUGACUACGAGUACAGUGAGCUGCUGCUAUACCAGAACCAGGUCCUGAGAGAGGCAGGCCUCUUUAAAGAAGCACUGGAGCACCUCCUCACCUACGAGAAACAGAUCUGUGACAAACUGGCCGUGGAGGAGACCAGAGGUGAGCUCCUUCUGAAACUCGAGCGGUACGAGGAGGCCUUGGAGGUGUACCACCGUCUCCAGGAGCGCAACCCCGAGAACUGGUCCUACUACCACGGCCUGGAAAACGCCCUCAAGCCAGCGAGCGUGGAGGAGAAGCUGAAGAUCUACGAGGAGGCAUGGGUCAAGUACCCCAAGGGGCUGGUGCCGAGGAGGCUGCCCCUUAACUUCUUAUCUGGGGAAAAGUUCCGCGAGUGUCUGGAUAAAUAUUUAAGAAUUAACUUCAGCAAAGGCUGCCCUCCUGUCUUCACCACCCUCAGGUCCCUGUAUCAUGAUCAAGAAAAGGUGUCAAUAGUCGAAGAAUUAGUAGUUGGUUUUGAAACCUGUUUAAAUAGCUGCCGAAUGUUCAAUCAAAAUGACGAUGGCAAAGAGGAGCCCCCCACCACGUUACUGUGGGUCCAGUACUUCCUGGCCCAACAUUACGACCAGAUUGGCCAGCAGAGUCUGGCCUUGGAGUACAUCAACGCUGCCAUCGAGAGCACGCCCACCCUGAUUGAGCUGUUCCUCGUUAAGGCCAAGAUCUACAAGCAUGCUGGGAACAUCCGGGAGGCGGCCCGCUGGAUGGACGAGGCUCAGGCUCUGGACACGGCCGACCGUUUCAUCAACUCCAAAUGCGCCAAGUACCUGCUCAAGGCAGGCCUCGUCAAAGAGGCCGAGGACAUGUGCUCCAAAUUCACACGGGAGGGGGCCUCUGCCGUGGAGAACCUGAACGAGAUGCAGUGUAUGUGGUUCCAAACAGAGUGCGCUCUGGCCUACAAUUCCAUGAAGAAAUAUGGCGACGCUCUGAAGAAGUGCCACGAGAUCGAGAGGCACUUUGUGGAGAUCACGGACGACCAGUUCGACUUCCACACGUACUGCAUGCGCAAGAUGACGCUGCGCUCGUACGUGGAGCUGCUCAAGCUGGAGGACGUGCUGCGCAUGCACCCCUUCUACUUCAAGGCCGCCCGCACCGCCAUCCACAUCUACCUCGGUCUCCACGACAACCCGCUCGCCGACGACAACAAGGAACUGCAGGCCGAUACGGCCAACCUGUCGGACAAAGAGCUGAAGAAGCUGCGGAAUAAGCAGAGGCGAGCCCAGAAGAAGGCCCAGCUGGAGGAGGAGAAGAAGAACGCAGAGAAGGAGAAGCAGCUCAAGAACCAGAAGAAGAAGAAGGAGGACGAUGAUGAGGAGAUCGGAGGCCCCAAGGAGGAGCUUAUACCAGAGAAACUGGCUAAGGUGGAAAAUCCCUUAGACGAGGCUGUGAAGUUCCUGACGCCAUUAAAACAUCUGGUGAAGAAUAAGAUAGACACUCACUUGUUGGCAUUUGAGAUCUACUUUAGAAAAGAGAAGUUCUUGUUAAUGUUGCAGUCGGUAAAGAGGGCCUAUGCCAUAGACCCAGACCAUCCCUGGCUACACCAGUGUUUAGUACGCUUCUUUAAAGGAGUGUCGGAAAGCAAGGACCUAGCGGAUGCUGUGCACACCGUGCUGAAGCAGGAGAUCUCCCGGCUCUUCGGAGACAGCAACGCAAAGAGCUACAACCAGACCUUCCUCACCAAGCACUCCGACUCCAUCCCUCACAGAUUAGCGGCUGCCAAGAUGAUGGCCUACUUGGACUCAUCCACUGAGAGGAAGGCCAUGGAGCUGGCUACAGCACUGGACGAGUCACUCACCAACAGAAGCAUUCAGAUCUGCACAGAUGUCCUGGAAUGCCUGCAGGACGGUAGCUUUGGCGAUGCUAAAGAGACGGCGGCAGAGAGUUACCGGGCGGAAUGCCACAAGCUGUACCCUUACACACUGGCCUUCAUGCCACCCGGCUACGAGGAGAACACCAAGAUUGCGAUCAACGGCGACGUCUCCACGGAAACCGAGGAGCUGGCCAACGAUAUGUGAGGCGGCGGA